AUGACAUCCACUGCAGUACCUUCAUCAACUCCUCUACUGGAGACAGAGUUACCCUCUCAUGAGGAUUGCUCUGUACAUAUCGAAUCCGGAGGCGGGUCCGGUGUUUAUUUGAUCUCACCUGAUGGUGCUGAUGCAUUCCAAGCUUAUUGUGAUCAAGAAAAGGCAGGCGGAGGAUGGACUGUUAUACAAAGGCGGAUUGAUCCUUCUGUUUACUUCUAUAAUCGAACCUGGCAGGAAUACGAAGAUGGAUUUGGAGAUUUUGACGGAUCUCAUUGGCUUGGUUUGCAAAACAUCUACCGUUUGGCACCGCGACAGGGAGACAGCUGGAUACUGCGCAUUGAGCUUCGCGGCGAUCACUGUCGUGGCAACGGCUGCCUGAAUAAAAAUGAUGGUUACUGGUGGGGCGAAUGGCCUUUUAAAUUAGGCGAACCCUCGUCAGGGUAUGUGCUAGAUUUGGGUCCAAUGAAGGCUGGGAACCUCACAGGCUCUGGCUCAAGCCUUUUAGAGAAGUUCAACGGUGGUCGCCCUUUCACCGCUAUUGACAGAGAUAACGAUGCUGUCAAUGGAUUGAAUUGUGCGCAGUUCCGAAAUUACGGGGGAUGGUGGCAUGGCGACUGUGGCUAUGUGGCGCUGAAUGGGCUAUAUGGCGACAAAGUACCAUCUCUCCGCUACAUGGUUUACACUUACAAUGACGCAAGACACAGAAAAUUCUAUAUUCAUCCGAAAAAAUCUCUUAUGAUGAUAAGACCCGGUUCUUUACAUUAA
Strongylus vulgaris is the source of this 765-nucleotide messenger RNA. The record is from the annotation of a GenBank genome assembly. NCBI's taxonomy places the organism in Eukaryota, Metazoa, Nematoda, Chromadorea, Rhabditida, Strongylidae.